This is a messenger RNA of Cadophora gregata, 510 nucleotides long. RefSeq lists its product as uncharacterized. The record is from RefSeq and is a predicted model, not a curated record. NCBI's taxonomy places the organism in Eukaryota, Fungi, Ascomycota, Leotiomycetes, Helotiales, Ploettnerulaceae. Bases 1 to 510 code for a protein of 169 amino acids. The transcript has 3 exons.
AUGAACAGCCCUCUCCAUAUCAUUCUAUUGGUUGUCCAGUUCAUCACGAUAUCUGUAUAUGUUUACGCUGUAACCUUUCUUGUCGCUAGUAGGGCCUUUAAAGGGGAUUUAGGGGUGCUGGGACCAUCAUACCUCACAAUCCUUAUUUUCUUCUUUCUCAUUCUCGUCGCCAUCGGCAAUGAAGCAGUUUUCAUCAUUCGCCAAAACUUAAACCCAGAUCUUUACCGAAAUUCACAGGUUGUCAAGAUAGCUCUGUUCAUUACCACCCUCCUCUCGGUUGAGCUGUACGGCUUAGCCUGGAAGAAGCGAGAUGUCAACAAUGUCAACACUAUGCUCACUGGGAUCAUUGGGCUCACCCUAAUCGCCAGUGUCCCUUUUAUUCUCGGUCUGGUCAUGGCAUGGAAUUUUCAAAGAAGCCAUGGAUGUGGGAUAUCGAUUGUUGUAACUGCGGUGGACGAAGAGGCCGGAGAGAGAAGGCCCUUACUACAUGAUCGAGCAUAUACAACCUGA